Messenger RNA from Patella vulgata (common limpet), 5484 nucleotides. RefSeq lists its product as uncharacterized. The record is from RefSeq and is a predicted model, not a curated record. Bases 188 to 4297 code for a protein of 1369 amino acids. The transcript is spliced from 2 exons. Lineage: Eukaryota; Metazoa; Mollusca; Gastropoda; Patellidae.
CAACAAUAAUUUUUCUUCUUCUUUUGUUGCAAACAUAAAUGAUAAAGUUGAAUGAAUAGAUUUAAAACAAUUUUCAGACUUUAAUGGUUGUUAGAUCCUUUAACAGAGGGAUAGUGCCAAAGAAAUUCUUCUAAAAUGAAUAAUUGUGAUCAAAGUUCAAGCAAAAAAAAGGGAAGAAAAGGUGGAAAUGGAGGCUGACUUUGAUAUAAUAAAACUAAAAACAGAUUUCCAUUCUACAUCCUCAAAUUCAGAAUCUUCAAUCAACAAAAAUAAACCUUCAAGAACCAAAAUGAAAAGUGACAAAAAAAUAAAACUGUACGUCUGUCCUGAAUGUGAUGUAGAGUUACCCUCCCAUGCAUCUCUGAGACGUCAUAUGAAAAUCCAUUCUUCUGACACAAGUGUUCAUUGUACCAAAUGUUUUGAAGUUUUUGCGCAAAGAUCAGGUUUAAAGCGACAUGAGUGUAUUAUGGUACGGAAAACAUUCUCCUGUAACGAAAUAGGCUGUUCAAGAACAUUCACUGGCAUUCGUCACUUAAAACAACACCAGAGGAGCCAUGUUAGCGACACCAGUUUGAAAUGUAGUCACUGCUCCGAACAAUUUCUUAAAAAGUCCCAGCUAAAACAUCACAUCAAAAAACACUCUGAUGUCAGGAAUUUUCAGUGUGCACAAUGCGGUAAAAUGUUUCGGUUUAAAUCAAAUUUGACCUCGCAUAUGAACAGCCAUAAUGGAAUUAAACCUUAUAACUGUGAAUUUUGUAGCAAAGCAUUUCAAAGUUUAAGCGAACAAAGAAUUCAUCAUAGAAUUCACUCAGGAGACAAGCCAUGCAUGUGUGAAAUUUGUGGACAGUGUUUUAUAUCCAAUUCUGCACUAAACAGACAUAAAAGAAUGCACCAUAUGAAACAACCUCGACUUACUUGUAAGAUAUGCAAGAAGCAGUAUUCUACGAAAAGAUUUUAUGAAGAUCACAUGAAAAUUCACAGUGGAGAGCGGGACUUUGUUUGUGAAUAUCCAGGUUGUAAUAAAAGUUUCUAUCAUUGUCGUGGUCUAAAUUCCCAUAUCAUUGUUUAUCAUGCUCGUGAAGAACGCAAUAAGUUCUCUUGUCCAACUUGUGGAAAGCAGUGUUUAUCCCCAAGUAAACUUGAAGAACACAUGGUAAACCAUACAGGAUUAAAGCCUUUCGUGUGUUCAGAAGAAAACUGUUCUAAAACCUUUGCUACUAAGACUGGUUUGCAGCGCCAUUUAUUCAUACACAAGGGAGUUAAGCCAUUUCAGUGUGAAGAAUGUGGUCAUAAAUUUACUUUUAAAAGUCAUUACAACCAUCAUAAAGAGAGCCACCAUUUCCUCCAACAGUAUCAGUGCACCAAAUGCGACACCACAGCCACAAAAGUAACUCAGUUAAAAAAGCACUGCCUGAAACAUCACUUUGGAAUUCAAUGGAAGAAAAAUAUUUUUCGUUCAUUGGAUGUAAGGAUUGUUAAUGAAGUCAAUAAGUGUAUCAAAAAGCUAAUCAAACCGGCAGCCACCUCUUUAAUUACGAGUUCUACUUCAAAGAUGACAAACCAAGCCAACGGAUUUGAGAGUACUUUAGAACAACAACCUGUUAAGACACUUCCUAUUGAUAAUGCCACUCCAGUGAUAGAAGGUUUGGAAAAAAAUGAAAAUUUAUUAGAAGAAGAACUGCACUUAACUGCAGUAAAAAAUAAAAACGUACAUUGGCUGGGAAAAAACAAAGAAAAAAACAAAGAUUUACUGCAAAGUCUUCUGUCUGUAAACCUGGAGAGAAAUGAUAAUUUACUUGAAGAACACUUAAAUAUGGAAAUUGAAAGACUGAAAAAUAAAGCGACCCAAUCUGAAGAUGUUGCAUUUCUGGAGACUGGGAUAAUUGGCAACAUUGAAAAAAAAGAUGAAGAACAAUUAUCUCAUAUUUAUAUAAUUGACAAAAAUCCAGUUCAGGUCCCUUCUUUACCUGUCAGCAAUCCAGUCACAAUGCAGUCUGUGAAGAACCAGCCAUUGAUAACCAAACCUGUAGAGACCCAGUCUCUGAAGAACCAGACUGUAAUGAUGAAUCCUCUGGAUAACCAGUCUCUGAAGAACCAGCCCUUCCUGACCAAACCUGUGGAGACUCAGUCUUUCAAGACAAAAACUACAAAGGUUGCUUCAGAACAGCUGAACUCUGCCUCACUUCAGGUAGUUAAGGACCAGCCCGUAAAAUGUACUAUUACCGAGCCCCACAAAUCAAACCCUGUUGAGGUUAAAUUAGUUAUGAUAGCGCCAGUAGAAUCUCAGUCUUCUGAGACUGGGUCCGUUGAGACAAAAUCUUCAAAUUCCCAGUCAAUCGUAGAGAAACCAGCCCAGUUUGUUGAAGACCUGCCUGUUGAUACCCAUAACUUUAAAAGAAAACAUUUGGAAACCCAGUCCUCCAAGACCAAGUAUGUUUUGGAACAUCCCGUUGAGACUAAAACUAUUGAGAGCCAGCAUAUCAAAGUCAAGUCCAUGGAACUUGAGACACAGCCUGCUGAAACCAAAUUUGAAGAGUGUCAAUCGAUCGAGACCGAGUCUAUCAUUACUCCUCAUUUUGAGCCAAAGUCUGUUGAAGUUCAGUUUGUGGAGGUCAGUCCUCAUCCCCCCAAUCCUGUUGAGAUCCUUUCACCCAGUACCUUGCCUCCGGGAACUGAGAGUAUCGAGGUUCAGAAAGACUGCACCACCACUGUUUUUAUGAAAGAACAAGUAGUGGAAUUUGUUCAUGAGGCAGAGCAGCUUGAUCUACUAGAAGCAACAGAAGAUUAUGAUGUACCGUUCUAUACCGAAACAAUCGUCACUUCAGAUGCUAUAGCAGACACCCAGUCGAAUCCCAUGGAUUCAAAAGACUUAGUCAUGCCUAUUUCAAUAAACAAUCCUGAAGUUGGUGGUAAACCCCUAGACUUAUUUCUAGAAGAAGAUGAUCAUUCUUAUACUGAAAUCUUCUGCUCUCCGGAGAUGGAUGAGAUUCGGUCUUUACCAGAAUCUGUUGCACCACAUAAUGUUGUGCACAGUAAUCUGUUUCUCUCUCAUAGGGUCACAGAGAGGAUACACAUUAAUCAUCCAACUAAGGGAACCAUCAAAAUAUCAAAAAUGCGUCCGAUUAAAACUGAGGAAGUGGGAGAAAACACCGAGGUUGACGAGACCAUUGUUAUAUCUGUAUCUGGUGUUUUUGAAGGUAAUGAAGUAGAUCGGGACAAUGAACAAGACAUCACCAAAAUAAACAUAAAAAAUGAUGACGAAUUUAUGAGUGUUCUUAAAAAGAUGAAUGUUCCAGUUCAUGAGCUUGAUAAACUGCAUCUGCCUUAUGAAAAAGAUUCAAAAUCUAUCUCGGGAUCACUCUUUUGUCAGGAUUGUGGAAAAUUCUUUAAGAGUGAACAAACCCUGAAAAAGCACAAAAAGCUUCACAUUGAGCGACAGCAAUUAACUUGUUUAAAAUGUGAUAGAAAAUUUGCAGAUAAAGCAGCGUUAUCGCUUCACAAACGAACUUCUCAUGUUGUUAAAGACAAAAAGUGUUCGCAGUGUGGUAAAUGCUUUCAAUAUAACAAUCAGCUCCUUGAACACAUGGACGCCCAUUUAGAAGGAAAACGCUUUAUGUGUGCUUCUUGUGGAGAAAGCUUUAAAACUAAAUUAGGGCUUCAAGGACACAAAAUAUCUCACCACAAAAUCAGCGUCAAGGAAAGUAGCCGCCAAAUAUAUGUUUGUGAAAUCUGUGGAAAUCUGUUAAGAGCGAAAACAGCUUACGAAGACCACAUGAACAUCCAUGCGGAAAAUCCCAUCCAAUAUCAAUGCCAAUUUCGAGAAUGCAACAAAACAUUUUUGACGCUAAAAAGUUACAAGGCUCAUGGAAAAUGUCACCAGGAGAAAAAACGCUUUGCUUGUUCAGUUUGUAGCAAAUCUUUUAUGUUUAAAGCCAAAUUGGAUGAACACAUGACAAAACAUACGGGUAUCAAGCGAUUUGCCUGCACGUUUCCUGGCUGCGAUACUAAACUUGGAACGCGCACGGGACUUGAAAGACAUUUAAUUCUACAUUCUGGAGUGAAAAAAUUCUUCUGUAAAAAUUGUGGAAAGUCUUUUGCAUUUUUGGGCCAUUUGAAUGCUCACGUUGCCAGUCAUUCGGGUGAAAAGCGCCACUGGUGUAAGGUUUGUGGAAAGGGUUUCACUCGGACUGGCGGUUUAAAUAAGCAUCUGAGGUUGAAAAAUGGCUGUUCUAGAUCUGAAAAUGCCGACACUAUAGCUAUAGCAACACAAGGUUUAGUAGAGUUGUGUGCCCAAUGAUAAACUUACAUGUAUGAUCAACCUUUAUUAAAACUGGAGGACAAUCUCACCACACACAAACAUUCAAAUUAAUGAACAAAAAUAGUACUAUUAAAUAAGGUGAAUGGCUCACGGGCCGGCCGUUAGCAUUGACUUUGAGCUGUUUUUCUUUGGUAAUUCUAAAAAUGACAUAAUGUCACACAUAGCUCUUAAAUAUUACAGGGGCCGAGUGCAAACGGUGAUUGAUAUUUUUUUAACAAAAAAACUAUACAGUCUUCUCAUCGUGUCAUGUAAUCGUUCAAAACAAAUCAGAACGAUUACAUGACACGAUGAGUAACCCGAACUUACAUGUACGUCUGACACGGAAUACUGGAGAUUGCUUUAGGUGUUUGUCCGAGAAAAAAAUCGAUUUUGAUUUUUAGCUUUGGCAUCAGGGACUGUUUUGGAAACCUCCAGGAUAAAAUAACUCUUUGGAUGUGGUCAAAACAGUCCCGUUUUUGGUACCGGGACAUAGGGAGAUCUUGUGUUUCAGCUAAGAUUUAUUCACUUCAAACUUGAAUUACUGAAUAUUUACUGUUGGAAUGAAUAAGUAAUCGUUUAUAUACACGGCUGGCAAAAUUUGAUAAGAAUAACAUAUUUUAUAGGAGGCCCCAUUACACACCAGGAUAUUUUAGUAUUGGUGCUUUUUUUGUGAAUUUUGGGAGGUAUUUUUCUAUUAAUGAAUAGCUGAGAUUUGGGAGUGCUACUACAUGUAUAUGUAAUCACCGACAAGGACCGACAAGGAAAGAUAUGUUAUAGAUAUCCAAAAAUUGACAAAAUUAUUAUCUUGCGACAUGAAAACCUCCCAACGUUCUAGUUGGUGACUACUGACACCAUUUUUUUUUCAAAAUUUCAAUUAUCCAUAAUCUUGUAAAUUUUGAUGAUAUUAUGAUAUGAUUUGUAUAAUGUGCACAUCUGUCCUUGUCGGUCAAUUUUUGCGGUACUUUGAGCUUUAAUGACCAAAAGGAACGCCAUUGUCAAUGUUCCUACAGAUUGAUCUUUAUCUUUGUUACGUCAGUUUCGUCUUCCACAAAUUUAACGGUACCCAGUUGUAGCUGGUACACACUCAGUGGAGUCUUUAACUAAAUUCAGAUUGUACGUGUAUUUAUCUACCUAAGUAUACAAUUUGUUAUUUAUUUUGUUUUUGAAUAAAAUGUUUGUUAAAUAUU